Populus trichocarpa (black cottonwood) is the source of this 748-nucleotide messenger RNA. RefSeq names its product dolichol-phosphate mannose synthase subunit 2. The record is from RefSeq and is a predicted model, not a curated record. Gene Ontology annotation, biological process: GPI anchor biosynthetic process. NCBI's taxonomy places the organism in Eukaryota, Viridiplantae, Streptophyta, Magnoliopsida, Malpighiales, Salicaceae. Gene Ontology annotation, molecular function: enzyme regulator activity. Gene Ontology annotation, cellular component: endoplasmic reticulum membrane; dolichol-phosphate-mannose synthase complex. The transcript is spliced from 3 exons. Bases 156 to 398 code for a protein of 80 amino acids.
UGUAUGGCUUGCAUUAAAGCCCAAAUACAUAGCCAAUAAAUUUCCACCUGUUUUAUAUUUCUCCGGCUUUGGAAAGUAGAAACCGGCGCCUGCACUUUAGUAACCUCUCCUCGUUCGAAAGAAGAGAACAGGCACAAACAACUGCAAACACUGGCAUGGAGUUGGCAGACAGAGCAGUAGGGUUUUUGUUAUCUUUAACCAGUAUAUCUAUCUUCACUUAUUAUACUUUCUGGGUUAUCAUUUUGCCAUUUGUAGACAGUGAUCACUUUGUCCACCAGUAUUUCCUUCCACAAGAAUACGCCAUACUUGUACCUGUAUUUGCUGGCAUGGUGCUUCUCUGCUUCUUAUGCGUGUUUGUUGGAUUUGUGAUGCUUAAAUCCAAAAAGAAGAAAGCAUAAUGCAACCACGAUUACCAUUUUGCAUAUUCUAAUACAUUUUACACUCACAAACCUUACCUUCUCUCGUUGAUAGAUUUGCAACCCAGAGUGUUUUUCUUGUGAGAUUAGAGCAAUUAUAACAUUAUUGUGGCAUUAGAUUUCUUGCUUGCAAUGACUGAUUCUUCCUUAUUGACUAUCAUUGCAUCGUUGACACAUGAGCAGUUUAAGAAUAUGGCUCAAUUAUCAAGUUUCUUGUGACAUGUAGAAUAUUAAGCCAGAACAUCCAGUUCUGAACUGAGUUUGUUCAUUUUACUCUCUCUUUCAGUUCUUUAUCGCUUCGAGUCUAUAAAGAGCAUGCCUCCUCUUUUUUA